Messenger RNA from Fusarium verticillioides 7600, 2880 nucleotides. RefSeq lists its product as hypothetical. Lineage: Eukaryota; Fungi; Ascomycota; Sordariomycetes; Hypocreales; Nectriaceae. Bases 854 to 2293 code for a protein of 479 amino acids. The record is from RefSeq and is a predicted model, not a curated record. The transcript is spliced from 2 exons.
UUUAUGAUUUUUCUUUUCUUGUUAAAAAAAAUAUUCAUCAUAACCAAAACUCAUGCGUUUGAAUAAUCUUCCACCUCUUAUUUCUAUGUGAACUUGGCUCGAUUCCAUAUCAGCCGAAAGAGUGUCCCUCUUUUUCUUUCUUCGGCUCUCAUUACUUGCCUACUUGCAUUGGAUGGUUGGAUGACUGCUCUCAACACCACUUCACAUGCGACAGUCAUUGCUUCUGAUACCACCCAACACUCGGACUCCCCACCAUCACUAAUUCAUACUCCAAUGGCAAGCUUAAGUGCUCAGCCGGCCUCCGCGGCUCAGCUUCUCACGCCGUCGCCGCUGGAAACAAGGCAGUCAGGCGAGCGCAUUGACUGAAUGAAUAGGAGACAUAUCAUCGCGUCGUCAUCUUGUGCCGAUUUAUUAGCUUCAAGAAGUUUUGAAGCUUACACUCUCAUCAGCUCUCCCGCAUUUACUCUCGAUACCUGUCAUUUUAAAGCCCCAUUCAAAGUUAUCGGGAACUUUUCUUCGUCUUACCUUCUCCACGCUUUAAUGUCCAAUCUCACUAGACUAUUAGGCUGACAUAUCUACGGUUGCUCGCGGAUUCUGGCGUCAGUUUCCGGGUGCUACAAUCCUGUCAAACGCUGUGUUCAGCUUUAUCACAGCCUCAACAGACGGCCGCCAUUGCUGGGAUGCCUCCUAUGCUUCAGUGAAGGCUUCAAGGACACCACGUUUAUCGCACGGUGACACCUCAAUAUUACAGUGACGAGUCUUUGAUAAAGCGAGCGCGGGGUUUAUCUAACAAAACAUCCACGCGAGUUGAUCAAAAUACCAUUUCGCAAAGGACCAACAGCGCCAGCUCACAAUGAGCGACAGGGCACAAACAAGACCCCGGCCAUCAUGGCCUUCUUCGGAGGGCGCCAUCCAAGAAACAGUAUCACAGCAAUCGAAAGUUGAAGACUGUGAAGAAACAACCAGUCAGCCGCCUAGUGAAGGUGCUACUCACUAUCCAACACCGCCUAGUUCGUCAUCCAAACUACAUCACACCCGUUCAAACGUUCAACGAACUGUCAGCGGGUCCGCCGUUACGCAGCCAACACCCAACGACGACGCAGCCGUAACUAAGCCCACCGGCAGCAGAAGCAAGAUGCUAAGGGAAGCUAGGAACAUGAAGAACAGGGGAGCACGUCGACCUGCCAGUGUAUCAUCAUCCGGGCCUGAUCCAUACUUUGUCCCCCAUGACGCCUUUACAUCAUCCCCGGAAUCGAACUAUUUUAAGAAUACUCCCAGCGGACGUAAAGCAGUGCCUUCGGCAUAUGAUCCAACAACUGUUUCCAUUAUCAACUAUCCUCAGUCUCCUGUUAGUCCUAUGUCAUACGCUGGUUGGGGACCAAACCAUACACCAUCUGGCUAUCCUCCAUCACAAGACCCCUUUUCGCCUCAGCAAUCGGGUUUUCCACUCAUCGAGCAAUCUUAUCAUCCUGGAUUUACAUAUUUGAACCAAACGACCAGUAAAUCGGAACCUCCUACUGUUAAUCAAAAUCCUUCAUAUGAUACUUCAUACGACGCCUCUUACCCAGAAACCCAGGACGAAAUGGCUGUGCCUAAUGGAAACCUCCCAAUCGAAGCUCUGGAUGGAUACGCAUCUAUCGCAGCCAGGAUUUCUGGCCGAGCUGAACCGCAACUGAUACCCAUAUAUCGAAGAUUCGACUGGCUGCUUCACCGCAACCUAUUGCGUUAUCAAGACCAACUUGGGAUGUUGGAGGAAGAACUAAUACGCAUGGAUUCCAUCACUACACGAUUUGGGGCGCAUAUACCUGUAUCUGCUCGGGAAGAACGGCGGCUUGGCCACCAGAUCCAUCAAGAUAGGGUAAAUCUUAUGGAAAGAAUAAAUGAUAUUCUUUCCAAGUACAAAAUGGCGAUGUCGACACUAGAAUACAUGCAAAAGCGACCACCACCAACGAAUGACGAGAUACAAGCUUACAAAACUUAUCUGAACCAUAGGCAGAUUUUGAUAGACGAAGAAACUCAAUUCCUUGGUGCGUCAGACCUCCUCGCCCUAUCACACGGGACGGCAACAAAUGUUCCUGGAGUCAAUCAAGCACCACCUGCCGCUCCCAUUGUUCCUCUGAGAACUCUCGUAAACGGUUUUUCUAUGAGUUUUCUCUGUCUAGGGGUAUUAAUAUUGGUUCUUCCUGAUCUCAUAACCCGGCUGGUCAUGUUGGUCUGUUAUGGUGUGCUGGUAACUACGAUAUUAUCGACUACCGGACAUCUCAGACGACUGAGACCACUGUUCGAAGGCUAAAAGGGACAUCUCAUUUAUCCUUUCAGCUCGAAGGCUUCAAGUGCAGCCCUUCUCAUGGUAGGUGACUGGAAGGACUUGAUAACAGGAGAGGUCAAUACCUAAAUGCUAGGAUUGGGGAUUUACUUUUCUCUUUGUACGAUGGUGGGCAGAAUAUGAGCUCAUAAUAUUACAUUUGAGGACAUGAGAAAUCAAUUGCGAUGAGAGCAUCAGGAUAAGAGAUAUAUCAUGAAAUUUGUGUACCAAGUUGAGUAAAGACUUUUUCCACAAUUCCCUGCAGCGAACAUGGACAGCGAUUUGGUUUCUGCCCAAUAUCCAACCGGGCGAAUGGUUUAGUGGUAUAAUACUCCCUUAGCAUAAUUCACCUGAAGAAUCUGGGAGUGGUCCAGGGUUCGAUUCCCUGUUCGUCCAUUGAAGAUGGUUAGAAUCCAUCAUUGUGUAUCCUCUUUUUGUUCCCCAUUAGCUAGCUAUACGGUUUACCCUAUACAUCCGAGAUCCCGUUUAUAGUGCCUCAAUACUUUACAUAAUGGCGCAGUAGAAUAAUGUUGCUUUUAAACACUUGCAUAACCAGGUAUAUUGCUUAUGUGGCC